This is a messenger RNA of Torulaspora globosa, 597 nucleotides long. RefSeq names its product transcriptional co-activator mating type protein alpha (gene HMLALPHA1). NCBI's taxonomy places the organism in Eukaryota, Fungi, Ascomycota, Saccharomycetes, Saccharomycetales, Saccharomycetaceae. The record is from RefSeq and is a predicted model, not a curated record. The coding region runs from base 1 to 597 and encodes 198 amino acids. Gene Ontology annotation, biological process: positive regulation of mating-type specific transcription, DNA-templated. Gene Ontology annotation, cellular component: nucleus. The transcript has a single exon. Gene Ontology annotation, molecular function: DNA binding, bending.
AUGCACGAGAAAUCUUUCCGUGGGUUCAAAGCUAACAGACCUCUGUUCAAAGUCCAGAUUAAACGGAAACCUGGUCAGUGUAGACCAGCAAAAGCUCGGUGUAUGGAAGGGAGUUGUUCUCAUACAUCUGGCUAUACAAAGGAGAAAAGCACCAAGACCUUCAUGGCAAAAUUGGGACCAAUUAAGAUUCCUUCUCCUCCUAAUACCUUGCUCCGGAAGAUUGAGGAAGAGAAGCUGAAGUUGCAGUCCGAGAGCUCCGCGGAGAAGGGAUCAUUAUGGGACUCUCCAAUUUCCUGGGACAGCGAGGAAAUACUAUUUUCCAUAGCGAACGAUGUAUUAGAUAACAUAUAUAAAAAGCCCGCUAGGAAAGGUGCCUCCACAAAGCCGCUUAAUUCCUUUAUGGCAUUUAGGGCUUACAAUUCCCAAUUCGGCUAUGGUCUGAAACAGAAUAUUUUAUCCCCGCUGCUUGCAUCCGCGUGGCAUUCACAUCCUGAACAACAAGAAAUAUGGGACACUUUUGCGCAGCAGUUUAAUUUUGUCAAGCCGAAGUGUGGGUUUGUGGAGUGGGUGGAUCAAAGAUAUGAGCGGGAGAGUUAA